ACAGCAUUGGCGGUGGGCAGGGAGCUGAAGAGGAUAUGAGGAGCAAUUGUGGAAGAGGGCUCAGUCCGACCUUGUCUGGCUCACAGUUCCGCGUGUGGUUGUGCGUAAACGCAGCUAAAAUAGUUGGCGGCGUUUAAAGCCCCUUCAGGCGCGUACAACUUUGGCUCUCAUUCAUGUUUUUUUUUCGCAACACAUUCACGUCUGGGUGUUGUGCACAGGACAAGCUCUUCCGCAUAUUGGAUUUCAAUGCAAAGAGAAGGUCGCCAACGUCCAUCUAAGGAUUCGGGAAAUGAAGACAGCUACUGACACGGACUCAGUAUUAUUUUUACUUUUGAAACGUUUUUCUGCGCAGUUUUGAUUAAGGGAUUUUCUUCAACUCGCGAAGCAUUUGCUCCCUGUGUGGGAUUACUCGUUGCAUUGCUUGUAUUUGAAUGUAAUUGAGUUUUGGAUACGCCUGUGCUGUGCAUUGUACAGUGCAUACAUUCGAUCACGAUGUAUUUAAUUUAGGACAACCUCUUUCUAUACAAAGUGCCAAAUUAAGCCGGAAUGGCGAACGAGUGUAAUCGCAACAUUGUGGAAAAGUACAUCUGCCAUAAACUCUCCAAACGGGGCUACGUGUUUGGAUUUGAUGAUGUCCGGGAUGAAGAUGCUGCUAAUAAUGGGUCAAUAGUUGUCCCUCCACCGAGUUUGGUUCGCCGGUGCCGUGAAGGCAGCACUGGGCCUGACAGCGAGAGCAUCCCUCACCUCUGCAAACGGCUCCCCCAGUCCGACCCGACCGCCGCCAUCCACAGAGUUCUCCGCGAGGCUGGAGACGAACUUGAGAGACUAUACCAGCCGGACUUCACGGAGAUGUCGCGGCAACUGUAUCUCACCUCCACCACGGCGCAAAGGAGAUUCGCCGAGGUGAUCGACGAACUGUUCCGGGACGGGGUGAACUGGGGCCGGAUUAUCGCUUUCUUCGAGUUCGGGGGCACGGUGUGCGUGGAGUGCGCCGCCAAAGAGGAGAUGACAUCACAGGUGGACAACAUCGCCGAGUGGAUGACUGAGUAUCUAAAUGGACCUCUAAACAGCUGGAUACAAGAUAACGGAGGAUGGGCUGCCUUUGUGGAGCUGUAUGACAGACAGAGGGACUCCCUCUUCAGCUGCUCCUGGCCCUCCAUUAAGACGGUCUUUGGCCUAGCUGCACUCGGGGCAGCUAGCCUCACCUUCGGAGCAUACCUGACACAGAAGUGAAAGAGCCCUCGUUCUACCAGCUUGACUUUAUUCCUCCUCCUCCUCCUCCUCCUCCUUCUUCUCCUUGUGCCUCUUCUUAUUUCUUUUUAUAGAUGCCCCUGACCCCUCAGAGACAACCUUCAGACUCUUUUGAAUCUGGCUCUCUUCAAAGCCCUCUCUCAGAAAUCUCCCUCUUCCUCGCCCCUACAUGUCAAAACAGACACAAAUCAAAACAGCUGAAGCAUCCAGAUGCACAACCCAUACAGAGCAAAGGACGUCUUGAAAAGAGGCAACUUAGAUGUAAUCACACUAAUUUGCUAAGUAGCCUACAACUGAGAAAUGAGGUGGCAUCAGUGGCAUGCAUUUUUGGGGGUUUUUGUUCUGCCUGCUUCUGUACUAGUUAUAGCAUGAAUGUUGAGUGUUUGUGUAGAUGUUGUUGCAUGUGUCAGAGCUCAUGCAGGACCUCUAUUUGGAGGCCUUGAUGAUGGGGGUGCAGGGACAACGAUGCUCUACACCGGAGAGCAAGCGGCCGCAAUCCCGCCCCUGCUUGUUAGGGUGAAGAACCCCGUUUUGAACUGUGUUGCCCCCCCUGCAGCCGUCCUUCAAAGGACUUCCUCCACAGAACAGCUGCUCAGAAUGUAUAAUGGAAAUGGCACGGUUUGUGUCUACUGCUUUCACUGCUUAGACAGCUCUAGUGAACUUUGAACACACUACACCAUUAUACUCUCCAUGGUCCUUAAUAUGUAGAGGAAGGGCCAGCGGAAGACUGAGGUCUGCUGAUAUUUCUUUUGCAGUUUAAAAGCUCCUCGAUUGAGAUUUUGAUGUUGGUUUUAAUUUUUGCAGCAUGCCAAACCCCAAAUUGUGUGGUUCUACCACAGAAAAAAGAGGAGAAUGGAGAAUUUUUUUAAGGACUGAAAAGCAUGCAGAAGAAGCCUGUCGUUGCAUAAAACCCAUAUGAUGAUGAAUAUACUGAGAAAAAUGUCAAGCGCAGCACAAAACAGUAAGGUAGAAGUAAAACAAAGCAUCUUAAAAAGGAAGCAAGCCCCUGCAACAUGAAUGGACGAGAUUUUAUAUGUGCAUUCCUCAAGCAAAGCGAUGUGAACGAGACCACUCCUCUGCUAAAAUUACUCUGCUUUAAAAGCACCAUCACUGUUCACAGAUUAGCACCAAGCAACCCUUAAAAACAUUUUGUUUUUCUAUUUUCUACCACUGUUUCUACCAGCUUUCUUACUCUUAACUCAGUCCAUUUGUGGUCAGAUUGUUUGGGCUCACCCAGGUCUCAGAGCUGACCCUGUCAUCCAGCUGCUGAGGCCCCGCAGUGACCUGGUACUGCUAGAAUCCACUCUGACAAAGACGCUUGUUGACGUGGACUGAGAAAGCCUCGCUUGGCCACAGAUGACUGAGUGGAAUACCAUGGCAGCAGGGUUUCAGUUUAGGACUAAAGCCAGUGUGUCCCAUGUGCUGGAACCUGAGAUGUCCCCUCUCUCCGGUCUGCAAAUGCAUUCAGUCAUUGAUUUGUUUUAUUGAUGUUUGUCUUGUGUUACAGUCUGACAGAAAAUUUGGAAAUGCUCACAGGCUUCAAAAUAUUUUGUUGUAGCCUGCACAACUUUAUUUGGUUAUGGAAAAGUGAUUUUUGUUUCUUUCUUAACUCUGUCAUUACAGAUCUUCACUUUCUUUGUUGCAUGGAUGAAAGAUACUGUCUUCACACGAGAAAUAUGUGUAACCAUAUUUAUAACAGAAUAGGGUAGAAGAUAACAAAUAACAGCAAAGGAGUUGCAUUUUGUCUAUUUAUUAAGAGGUACCAGAUCACAGAUUUUUUAACAGUAGCUACUUUGAUGAAAAAUAAAUAGUUUUCACUUUUUUUCUAUUCUAUUGAAUCACACUGUAACUACAUUUUUUUCCUGGCUGCUAUUCUAAUGAGAAAGAUGUUUUUUUUUAAAAAAAAAGUGAAUUUCUGUGUCGUAUUACUAUUGGCUUAAGGCUGCUUUACUGUAGAUUUAACUUUUAAUUAACAGCUUAAACUGCCACAGAUUUACAGUAUAGUUCUUGAGAGCUGGAAACCAAAGUUAACUUGUAUUAAUCUUUAAUUUAAAAAACAAAACAAACUAAAAAAGUAGCUUAAGGAGGAUACACGUCGCUUCACUUCACUGAGUCUAUUCAGUGAGGUUGUAUGAUCUCUCUGUGGAGGGUUUGUCUAGUGUUACUGUACUAUAUCAGCUUAACUUUUGUCAGCUUUGUGCUCCAAUGAUAACUCAGUGCUUAUCUGUAAAAUGUUGACCUGCCAGAGUUAAACCUUGUCUCAGUUGUCCCACUCUCAUUACAGCAGCUCACAGUUGUGUCAUAUAGUGAUGUGUGUGUGAGAACCAGAAGGCUAUUUAUGAGCAGGAGUAGGAACAGUUCAACAGCAAUAUAGUGUAAUUUUUAUAUUCUCUGUGCAUAAUAUAUGAAUGUAGACGCCAUGGUUGCUACUGUUUUAUGUCUAUAAUCACAAACCUGUAGCACUUAAAAAAGUGAAUUGUGUUUCUGUUGUUUACUGCUAUAUCCACAAUAAGCUAUUGGGAUCAUAUUGUUCCUAAUAAACCAGAUUUCUCAAGCAGCUGCA
Messenger RNA from Sander lucioperca (pikeperch), 3814 nucleotides. RefSeq names its product BCL2 apoptosis regulator b (gene bcl2b). The record is from RefSeq and is a predicted model, not a curated record. The coding region runs from base 547 to 1233 and encodes 228 amino acids. Gene Ontology annotation, molecular function: protein homodimerization activity; protein heterodimerization activity. Gene Ontology annotation, biological process: extrinsic apoptotic signaling pathway in absence of ligand; negative regulation of intrinsic apoptotic signaling pathway; intrinsic apoptotic signaling pathway in response to DNA damage. The transcript has 2 exons. NCBI's taxonomy places the organism in Eukaryota, Metazoa, Chordata, Actinopteri, Perciformes, Percidae. Gene Ontology annotation, cellular component: mitochondrial outer membrane.